Molecule: messenger RNA, 1914 nt
Organism: Rhinopithecus roxellana (golden snub-nosed monkey)
Lineage: Eukaryota; Metazoa; Chordata; Mammalia; Primates; Cercopithecidae
Gene: ELMOD3
Product: ELMO domain containing 3
Exons: 9
Coding region: 76-1122 (348 amino acids)
Source: RefSeq, a predicted model, not a curated record
AUCAGGGCACACUAGAUCCUUUUGGCCUCCAGUGUCAAGGACAUUCAGUACAGUGGAUGGGAAGUGUUUUUGUAUAUGGGGGUAUGUGGAUUCCAUCCUCACACUAAAGAUCAGCUGCCUCUACAGAUCUCAGAGUUGAAGAACCAUGGCAUUCUCCAGGUUCUGACCACAGAAGCUAAUGAAUGGGAGCCACGUGUUGUGAGUACAGAGGUGGUCAGAGCCCAAGAAGAAUGGGAAGCUGUGGACACCAUCCAGCCAGAGACAGGGAGCCAGGCCAACUCAGAGCAGCCUGGGCAGCUAAUCUCCUUCAGUGAGGCCCUGCAGCACUUCCAGACUGUGGACCUUUCCUCCUUCAAGAAAAGAAUCCAGCCAACUAUUCGAAGGACUGGGCUCACUGCCCUUCGACACUACCUCUUUGGGCCUCUAAAGCUCCACCAGGGCCUUCGGGAAGAAAGGGACUUGGUCCUGACCAUUGCUCAAUGUGGCCUGGAUAGCCAAGACCCAGUGCAUGGCCGAGUCCUCCAGACCAUCUAUAAGAAGCUGACCGGCUCCAAGUUUGACUGUGCCCUUCAUGGAGACCACUGGGAGGACCUGGGCUUGCAGGGAGCGAAUCCAGCCACAGACCUGAGAGGCGCAGGCUUCCUUGCCCUCCUGCAUCUACUGUACCUGGUGAUGGACUCAAAGACCUUGCUGAUGGCACAGGAGAUUUUCCACCUGUCUCGUCACCACAUCCAGCAAUUCCCUUUCUGUUUGAUGUCGGUGAACAUCACCCACAUCGCCAUCCAGGCCUUGAGAGAGGAGUGUCUCUCCAGAGAGUGUAAUCGGCAGCAGAAGGUCAUCCCCGUGGUGAACAGCUUCUAUGCCGCCACAUUCCUCCACCUUGCACGUGUCUGGAGGACACAGCGGAAGACCAUCUCAGACUCCAGCUUUGUCCUCAGAGACUUGGAAGUAUUGGCCAAGAGCCCACAGCGGCUGCUGAAGACCCUGGAGCUGUACUUGGCCAGGGUGUCAAAGGGACAGUCCUCCUUGUUGGGGGCACAGAAGUUCUGUGGGCCAGAAGCCCCUCCCUUCAAGGAUCUCACCUUCACAGGGAAGAGUCACCUGCAGCCUCACUCAUCCUAAGGCAUAUGGCUGAUCUGAACUCCGAGAUGGACGGAGGUUUAAAGGCUGAGCUGCAGGGGCUUUCAGAGGGUCAGUGGAAACCAUGUCAGGAGGCUGGCCGGGCCACACCCCUUGGUGUCUCAGCAGACGGGAUAUAGGAAGCUCCCGGGCUUAGCUGUGCAAAACCAAGUACCCUCACUGGGAUGGGACAUGAGGGGCAGCUAGACUUCGCCCCCUCCCCGCAGACCUGCCUCCAAAGCAAGGAGAAUUCUGCCUUAAUCUGUUGGGCUCCAGUCUCCAAGGUUGAGUUCCAUUGUAUCCCACUGGGAGUGAAUGGAUCAUGAGGUGGGAUGGCCCCAUCUGGAUGUUCUGCAGAUCCACACAUGGAAGGAGAUUCCCAAGUAGAGGCAGCCAGAAUUCUAACUCCCUGGCAGCGGCAGGGCUUUCAGGCGCUGGUGUCUGUGUUGUUAGAACUCAGAGGAAGAGGGCAGGGGCAGCACCCGAUGGGGCAGCAUGAUCCAAGCAAGGGGCCUGAGUCCUCAGUGGGGCUGGGGCACGGAGGUACCUCACCAGGUGGGUGUCAGACCCCCUCUAGAGUUUCUGGCCAUUCACUUACCACUCUGUUCUCCCCCUGACCCCUGCUCCAUUGUUUAUGAUGGGAAAAUGGACAUUUGGCUAGGUGUCUCUCAUGGCUGCUCCAUCCUAGCCCCCGCAAGCUGGGACUUCCUCGUGUAGAGGCUGUGCCCGCCCCAUGAUUGGUUUCUGGCCUAAUUGAGGGAAGGAGGAAAUUCAUACCAGCAGUUUUCAAAUAAA